AUGGACGAGUCAUGUGUUGGUGGGCCACCCAUUGCAGAACAGCCCAUAGAUGAUGGAAGAGAGUACCCCGAGGACGAUUUAGAGGAACCGGAUGGCUCGUGUCUUCUUCCGCUAGAAGAAAGUGACUCCGACACGGACGACGGGUUUGUCUUGGACGACGAAGAGCCUGUAGCAGAUACCAACGCUACUUAUAUCCAGGAGCCUAUUAACCCCUUUGAAGGUUGGAGCCUCGAAGAUUAUUUGUCGUACCUAGAGGCAAUUGAGGCCGGCUAUGUCGCUGGAACCGUGAAUGGACGGGCUGUCAUAUAUGUCGACAGCGUGCCGAACUAUAUCGCCGAUCAUUAUUUCUACUGUGCGGCCUAUGCAACUGCACCGGUGUAUACAUUAUAUCCCAGAGAGGACGAAUCGAUAUUGGAACAGCAGCUAGAUGAGCAAUCAAUUGCUCGUGGAGUACGCAUUCGUGAACCACCAUCUUACGAUAUGCUUCAGCAGCGCAAAAAGAAGUCAGCCGAAAUGAAGGCUGCUUUGGAGAAGGAAGACGAAGUGUGGCGAGCGUUGCACAACGAGUGCAUGCACCGAAUGGCGCGCAAAAGAAUAUUGUUAUUCAUACCGCUGUACGAGAAGCUUUAUCGGUGUUACCAUGGACAAGGCUAUGUGAUGGGCGCGGUCGCACACGAGACUAUGCUAAUUACGAUGCCCUUGGGCGAGUUUAGCAGAGAGCCCCAGGCAGCUCCUCCAGGGUACUCGACGUUGUCCGACGAUGAGUGA
Molecule: messenger RNA, 768 nt
Organism: Grosmannia clavigera kw1407
Lineage: Eukaryota; Fungi; Ascomycota; Sordariomycetes; Ophiostomatales; Ophiostomataceae
Exons: 4
Coding region: 1-768 (255 amino acids)
Source: RefSeq, a predicted model, not a curated record